AUUGUCAAAGCAGCGCGCCGUGCGUCGUUCUGAUCCAAAGUGCCCAAGACGGGCCGUCCGCCAACAUGUUCAAACCUACGCCAUGCCUGCAGAAGACGCUGCGGCGCCUCCCGCUCUCCCCGAAGCAGGCCGGAAGAGAGUACUACAAGGGCAACAAGACGGGGACCCUGGGCACGAUCGAUAAAUAUGGGCGCUUCCACCCCGACUACACCAAGAUACGGACAUUUGUCUAUCCUGCGAAGGGCGUAGAAGACUUUGAGUUGACGCCAUUCGUAAGCGAACGCACGCCGAAGAACGUACAAGUGGGCAGGAGGAAGUGGGCCACAGUGCCGGAGCCGAUGACGGGCGAGGAAUACUUGGAGCGGUGGAAGGCAGAAGGUGGUCACGAUGUUGUCGAUGCGCCGCGCCGUUCGAAGGCACAAGAGCAGCAGAUGCCCGAGGUGUGGGAAGCGCCGCCGCAGAAGAGCGAUAAGAAGUUCUGGCAGAAGUGAGAUGGGUCAUGAGGACAUCUGAGAAGUUGUCAUGCAAGAAGGGGGAUGCAUUUGGAGUAAAAUACCGCAUUCGAGGGCGUUGAAAGACAUUGAAGGGAAUGCCGCCCCUUUCGUGGACCUGUGGCACUGGAAAAGGAGCCUGGUACGAUACGCAACGGAUGUUUGAAUAGCGCGGUCGAGGAUCCUGCGACGAUUGUAAAUAUACAUACUGUACAUUUCACCCUGGGUAUCAUAUGUACUAUCAAUUUUUCACACCAUACCUUAC
Molecule: messenger RNA, 756 nt
Organism: Paraphaeosphaeria sporulosa
Lineage: Eukaryota; Fungi; Ascomycota; Dothideomycetes; Pleosporales; Didymosphaeriaceae
Exons: 2
Coding region: 66-491 (141 amino acids)
Biological process (GO): translation
Cellular component (GO): mitochondrial large ribosomal subunit
Molecular function (GO): structural constituent of ribosome
Source: RefSeq, a predicted model, not a curated record